AUGAACAAUCCUCAUGACUAUCUUAUCCCGAGCGCCACGAGCGCACCUCCCCCGCGGCCGGUCGAUCCUAACAGUGCCGAUAGUUGGGUUAUGCUCAACCAGGGCGGAUUCGUGAAGCUUCAGAAUGAAUCAAUCCUGUACAAGCUCGAUGGGCGCAUAUCAUGCGAACUGUCUGUACCCCCGGAGCUGAGGGCUCGCUGCGUCCCGUUCCAGCGCAAGAGUGACAAGGGAGCGCUUUUCCUGACCAGCAAGCGGAUCAUCUACCUCCCGGCAAAGCCAACCCAGGAGCCAAAGUUCGAAUCCUUCAGCGCUCCCAUCCUAAAGUUCCAGGACUCAACCACCUCCUCGUCCAUGUGGUGGGGGUGGGUUUGGAAAUCAGACUGCAUUCCCGUGUCAGGCGGUGGAAUCCCGCCCGAGCUGCCUCGCGUUGAGGUCAAGUUCACCUUCUCGGAUGGCGGCAUGAUAGAGUUCAACGAGGCUUACAUUGGCCUGCGAGAGCGUCUCUUCCAGUGGCAGGAAAUGCGCAGGGAUAUGGGCGCCAGCGUUCCAGACGAAGAUCUGCCUGCCUACGAGGCCGAGGGUGGCCAUCAGGGGCCGACGUCGUCGGACCAGCUGGCCGUCCCACCACCCAACCGCUCAGACAGCUCCGCGAGCCGCCGUGCCCCCAACGAGCCGCCGCCAAACUACGACGAGGCGCAAGCCCAGCAACUCAGCAACCGACUGGAAGACCACAUUCGUGGUGAGGUCGACCGCGGCGCCGAAGAAGAGUAG
Molecule: messenger RNA, 771 nt
Organism: Trichoderma aggressivum f. europaeum
Lineage: Eukaryota; Fungi; Ascomycota; Sordariomycetes; Hypocreales; Hypocreaceae
Exons: 2
Coding region: 1-771 (256 amino acids)
Biological process (GO): positive regulation of DNA-templated transcription
Cellular component (GO): nucleus
Molecular function (GO): transcription coactivator activity; chromatin DNA binding
Source: RefSeq, a predicted model, not a curated record